AAAAAGGUUGACGCGGAGAUGAAGGCCGUUAAGAGUUCGGCCAGUGGUUCCCAAGGCAAUGCUGAGGCCGUUAAGAAGCCCAUUGUCUUUAAGAAGAAGAAAAGGACUGCCGAUGAAGGGCAGAAGACUAUGACCGAGACCAACCUGCAGCCGGCGAAGGUGGCGAAGAAGACGAAAAAGUCUUCUACGGAUGAGGAGGCCAGAUCCCUAAUCGUCCAGGCUGCGGGUGAAGCUGGGGGUGCCGACGAUGCUGAUCGUUGGUAGAUUUGACCAAAGAGGCCCCUUCGGCUGCCCUUACUCCGCCCCCUCCGAAGAAUGCAAUAGUCGCUUCGGCCAAGGCCCGUCCUGGCAAGGAACCGGGGAAAGGGCUCUCCGAGGUCACCGUUCAUUACCCUAUGAAGGGCGACCUAUUUAAUGAAGGCGUCAGUGGGGACGACGUUCUCUCCCAGGCCACUCCCGACGAGGAUCGGCUGUAUCUGAGCCGUCAGGGCAAAGAGGUGCGCCUGUAUGACGGUGGGAUGGACUUCAUCGUCCAAGGUGCUUUUAUGUUAAAGGAGCAGCAUGGCCGAGAUAGCUCGGUUGAAGAAGUUAGAGGAGAAGAUCGCUUCGGCCGAUGAGGCCCUAACUACCCUAGAGAAGCUUCAUGCCGAGUUGGAUUUGCUGGAGAAGAAGGCUGACGAAGAGCGCCAAAAGGUGCAAGCCUAAUUGGACGAAGAGAAAGCCGGUUGCGAGAGAGCCGAGGAGCGUGCGACUGAGGCUGAGAAGCUCAAGAAUGGGGCUAAGGAGGAUGCUGACAAGUGCAUUGAACAGUUCCUGGCCGACGGGUGGAAGGAAAGGCCGAUGACCGGCGCCCCUUUUGCUUUUAGGUGGUGGCCAAGAGGUUUAAGGACUGGACGACGAGUGAUCCCGACAGCCAGACAUACUAGAUGCAAGAGAUGAAGGCGUUCUAUGAUUGCGGCCAAUUCAGAAUGCAGAAGCUGAUUUAUAGGAAGCUUUGUCGACAGUUCAAGAAGAUGAGGCCUAAAGGUUUGAUCCUGCCCCGUCUGAUGAGAAAACCAGAGGACAAUCUUAAGCUACCCUUGGCGGAGAGGCACCCUCCUAUCUUGAGCUCCGAUGAGGAGGACGAGCCAUGGAGUGAUAGUGACAACUACCUACUUGAGGGCUCUAUCAACUCGAAGGCCGACGAGGAUGAUACUGACGAUGAGGCCGAUAGUGGGGCCGGGGAGGAUGCUGCUCAGGGUGAAAAUCAAGCCGAUGAGGCGGCCUAGCUUGUGCCUUACUUUUUGCAUUGGGUAGAUAAGGGCCGUAGCGCCCAUGCUAAUGUAAUGGCCGAAGCGCCCACCCAUAUGUACUUAGCACUUUGUUUAAUGAAAAUUUUAUGCUUUCA
This is a messenger RNA of Cuscuta epithymum, 1387 nucleotides long. NCBI's taxonomy places the organism in Eukaryota, Viridiplantae, Streptophyta, Magnoliopsida, Solanales, Convolvulaceae. The record is from the annotation of a GenBank genome assembly.